AUGCUAUGCGACGUCAAGCCUCCGCAGCGCAUCCUUGAGCCGUGCGAGACUCUAGCAGAGCCCAAGCCGCAGCUCAGCCUCUCGGUGCCUUCUCCCAGAAAGCCGGACGACCAGCUCUCCGUGGCCGACGACGUGCCGUCCUUCCAGGAGAAGUGUUCAAGCGACCCUUCGGAUGGCCCAGAUGUUGCGGAGGUGGAGAUGGACUGGGAGUCGCGGAAGGCAAAGAGUGUUCGGCCCUCCUUCCACCAGUGGGAGGUAGACCCGAGCAUGCCAAAAGGCGCGAGCAGCCCUCCUGAUCGCUAUAUGCACGAACUCCAUGUGCAUGAGAUCAAGGGAUUUCUCAAGGAUGUCAGCAAGAGCCCGGAACUGCUGAAUGUGAAAGUCAUCAUCAAGCGCUGCCGACAGGAAGCCAAGCAGCAGCAGCUGCUCCAGCAGCAGCCCGCAUCGCUGACGGAGAGGAGCAAGCAUUCUGCACCAAGAGUUGCAAACAGCUGGCCUCUUUCAGCGUUUGGUAGUAAGCAUAAGAAGGCAACCUGUUAA
Messenger RNA from Symbiodinium sp. CCMP2456, 540 nucleotides. Lineage: Eukaryota; Dinophyceae; Suessiales; Symbiodiniaceae. The record is from the annotation of a GenBank genome assembly.